GAGAUGAAGCCGGCAGGUGCGGGUGCCACAGUCUCCCCCGGGCCGGAGUCCACGGAUGUGUCCCUUGGCCCGCCGUUUCCCUGGCCCUGCCCAUCCGACGUGCGGCUCUGUGGCCACCUGCGGAAGCAGAAGUCCCAGCGCCGCCGCUUUUUCGUUCUGCGUGCUGACCCUCCGCGCCUGGAGUGCUAUGAGAAUGAGAAGAAGUUCCUCGCCAGCGGCUGCCGCCCACCUCGACCCCGGCGCAGUGUGAGCCUAGAGGGUGCCUGCACUAUCAGCAAGCGCGCGGAUGCCCGCCAGCGCCACCUGAUUAUCGUCUACACCAGCGACAGCAGCCUGGGCGUAGCGGCAGCCAGCGAAGCUGAGCAGCAAGAAUGGUACAGCGCCCUGCUGGAGGUGCGCGCCUCAGCCGCUGCAGCUGCCGCCACGGCUAUGGGUCUCAGUCCCCAAGAGGCCCCCGAGUCUUGGAUCUUCGCCCCGUUCCAGGACGUCUGGCCUGUGACACUGCGGUCCAAGGGGCUGGGGCGGGUACGAGGCCUGGGCAGCGGCAGCUAUCGCCUGUGCCUGGGUUCUGGGGCUCUGAGCCUUCUGCGGAAGCCAGGAAGCAAAGGCUCCAAAGACAGCCGGGCAUCGCCCCCACCGGCCCUGCGCCUGUCCUUGCUCAGCGUGCGUCGCUGCGGCCAUGCAGACUCCUUCUUCUUCCUGGAACUCGGGCGCUCAGCGCCCACAGGUCCUGGAGAGCUGUGGAUGCAGGCACCUGAUGCAGUGGUGGCCCAGAGCAUUCAUGAGACCGUCCUGGCUGCCAUGAAGAGGUUGGGGAGCAGUGCAACCAGUGGCCGGCCUGAGCCACCAUCUGGAGAUCCCCCAAAGAGUGCUCCCGCAGCCCCUGCCCCGACAUCAUACGAAACCCCUGCAUCUGUAAUGCAACCAAGACACCCGGGUGAGAGAGCAAAGCAAGACUACAAGGCCUUGGAAAGGAUGGGGCCCAUACCCUCCUACAAGGGGCUAGAUCUGGGCGGGGACUAUAUCACCAUGGGAGUCAAGGAUGACUACAUGCACAUGGGAGGAGAGGCUGGCGACUACAUGUGGAUGGCACCCCCAAGCCUUCCUCCCACCCCUGUUAGGGUAAAUCCUGACAAGUCACUUCAGGAUUGUGAGGGCACAGAGUACGUGCCCAUGAAUAGAUUUUUACCAGGGCCUUUUUACUACGAGCUCAAGGCCAGGGAGCCUGAACUUGGGCAUCAGGGUUCCCCCUGCAGCAUUAGGGGCAGAUGGGGACCCACAGAGGCUCAGCCCUGCUCUUCCCAACUUUCAGAACUCUCUGGGGACUACAUGUACAUCCCAGACUAUGUAGGAAUGGACAGUGCUAAGCCAGGGUCCCUGGACAGCUGCCUCAACUAUGUGGACCUGGACCUAGUCCCUCCCCUGAAGGUGACUGGAGCAGCCUCUGGGGACAGUCCACACAGCUACGCCAGCAUCAAGUUCUAGAACUUUUGGGGAGAUAGUCAGGGGAGGAGACCCAGGCAUUGGUCAAGG
This is a messenger RNA of Phodopus roborovskii (desert hamster), 1533 nucleotides long. RefSeq names its product insulin receptor substrate 1. The coding region runs from base 4 to 1485 and encodes 493 amino acids. Lineage: Eukaryota; Metazoa; Chordata; Mammalia; Rodentia; Cricetidae. Gene Ontology annotation, molecular function: phosphatidylinositol 3-kinase binding; insulin receptor binding. The transcript is spliced from 2 exons. Gene Ontology annotation, cellular component: plasma membrane; cytosol. The record is from RefSeq and is a predicted model, not a curated record. Gene Ontology annotation, biological process: insulin receptor signaling pathway.